GUGUGUGUGGAUGUUUCCGUGUCACUCAAUACAUGUGAACCAUGAACACGUGAAGUGGUUGGGAAACGGUGGAAAAUUCAACAAUUGUGUACAUCCCCAGCAUUGUGUGAAGUGAGAGUGUUGUUGCAUCCUCCAAAAACGAUGAAAGUUCGAUUGGCCAUCAAUCUCCUUGUUUUAAUUAUUAACAUUGAGGAUAUCCGUGCGAGUUGGGAGGAGUGGUGGACGUAUGAUGGAAUUUCAGGACCAGGCUUUUGGGGACUAAUCAACCCACAGUGGAAUAUGUGCAACAAGGGACGCAGGCAGUCACCCAUAAACGUCGAACCGGAUAAGCUCCUCUUUGACCCCUACCUGCGACCCCUACACAUCGACAAGCACAAGGUGUCUGGGACACUUCACAACACGGGUCAAUCGCUUGUUUUUCGUGUGGAUAAGGACACGAAACAAUAUGUAAAUAUUUCCGGAGGACCUCUGGCGUAUCGGUAUCAAUUUGAGGAGAUUUACAUUCACUACGGCACAGAGAAUAGCCAAGGAUCUGAGCAUCACAUCCAUGGAUACAGUUUUCCCGGAGAGAUUCAGUUGUAUGGAUUUAACAAGGAAUUGUAUCGCAAUAUGUCAGAGGCACAGCAUAAAUCUCAAGGCAUUGUUGGAAUCUCACUGAUGGUCCAAAUUGGUGAUACGCCCAAUCCUGAACUUAGGAUAAUAACAAGUACUUUUAAUAAGGUUUUAUACAAAGGAACUUCCACACCAAUCCGGCACAUUUCGCUGCGAUCUCUUCUACCCAAUACGGAGCAAUUCAUGACGUACGAAGGAUCAACAACGCAUCCUGGCUGCUGGGAGAGCACCGUGUGGAUUAUUCUAAAUAAGCCAAUUUACAUAACAAAGCAAGAGCUCUACGCUCUCAGGCGACUCAUGCAGGGUUCAGAGCAAACCCCCAAGGCACCCCUGGGAAAUAAUGCAAGACCUCUGCAGCCGCUGCAUCAUCGCACGGUGAGAACCAACAUAGACUUCCAGCAUAGUUCUAAGAAUCAAAAUCAAAAUUGUCCAACAAUGCAACGUGAAAUGUACUACAGAGCAAACAAAUGGACAGCCGAGAUAACACUCCGGGGCCGGGAUCGUGUUUUUUCCGAGUCAAUCUUUCACUCCCUUCACUAGGACCCAACCCAUCCGGGGGUGGCAUUAACCAACCUCAAUUUAAGGCAUCAAGCACCACUGAUGGAGUCCAUUUUUAAUUCAAUAAAGAACAAUAUUUAAACAAACAAAAAAAACACAAUUAAAUUAUACUUUAAGCCGUGCAUUGAGUGAAUUUUCAGGCAAUUCAAAGAGAAGAAA
Messenger RNA from Lutzomyia longipalpis, 1329 nucleotides. RefSeq names its product carbonic anhydrase-related protein 10 (gene CARPA). The coding region runs from base 142 to 1152 and encodes 336 amino acids. Gene Ontology annotation, molecular function: zinc ion binding; carbonate dehydratase activity. The transcript has 11 exons. NCBI's taxonomy places the organism in Eukaryota, Metazoa, Arthropoda, Insecta, Diptera, Psychodidae. The record is from RefSeq and is a predicted model, not a curated record.